AUGUUGGUUGAUGUCUUCGCAGGCAGUCAAGAUUUACGUAUCACAUCAAUCACGUCGGGGUCACCAAUAUGCCCUUUGGUAGUAUGGCAUGAAAUUGUAUUCAUUCAGCACAAAUGUGAAUUCAAUGCUCUCGCUGAUACGCCAAGAACAAUAAAACAACUAAAAUAUAAGUUUGAGAACAUAAAGAGAGUUGCAAAGAAACCUGCAAAAAAACUGGAUGAGGACCAUAAUAUUAUAAGCAUAGAAAUAGUUGAUGAAUGUGUCAACGAGGAAUCUCACCAUUCUAAGAUUCCUGCUAAUAAACUUGAAACAGGCAUAAACGAGGCCUCAAGUUCAAAGAAGUGGGACUUUGAUACCAGUACACCCUACAGUUCCCUCAAGAGACCAAUGUCAACUCCACUAAAACGUCGUGCAAAGAAAGAAAAGAUGGCAGAGAACGGCAACCUUGUCCGGCAGCUGUUGCGGGAAAAAAAAUAUCUAUUAUGGAUAACCUUCAAGAGCUGGAGCUUAAAAAAAUUGAGGAGUCCA
This is a messenger RNA of Brenthis ino (lesser marbled fritillary), 528 nucleotides long. The record is from the annotation of a GenBank genome assembly. NCBI's taxonomy places the organism in Eukaryota, Metazoa, Arthropoda, Insecta, Lepidoptera, Nymphalidae.